GCAAGGCAUAUAUCUCUGCCGGCCAUGAAACUUGACAUUUUCCUGGUUUAAACCCGGUGGGAGAAUAUGAAGAAGCUAAUAGUGCAUAUCAACUCCUGUGAACAACUAACCUAACUAUUACUUGAUUAAGAAGCAAGAGACAUUGAUGCAAAAGAAGUUAAGAUCCACGACUCAUUUUCUAGAAAAAAGGCAAUCACCCGUAAUAAACAAAAGAAUAUUUUCCUCUAAAAACUUCAAAAUAGGAGGUUUUAUUUGCAAAAUCUAUAAAAUGUUACACGUUUUUUUUAACUAGUAUUUAUUAAUUAGAUUAAUACGUUUCGUCAAGGAAUUGGUAUCGCCUAUAUUUAGGUUUAAGAAAUAAAAAUAGUUGGGUUAAGAGAUUGAAACAGUGAGAGGCGGACUAGUUGAAAGUAGCCAUGAAAAGGGUCAAGAGGUCUAAGAAACGAGACGAAAGGAACGAUGUAAACGAUCCGUUUAUCAUGAUUCCUAUGGAACUCAAACUAGAGAUUCUCAUGAAACUGCCGCCGAGAUCCAUAGCCAGGCUCCGUUUCGCUUCUAAACACUUGUCCUCGAUCAUCCUCGGCAAAGACUUCACCGAGUUGUGCAUGACUCGAUCUUCCACUCAACCGCGUCGUCAUCUUGUCUCAGUGCACCGUGGCAGCGACAUGCAGCUCUUCCACUCCUUCUCUCAGGAGGAGCACCCUUCGUCUAACUCUAAUGAUCAUGACAAGGUUGGUUACACACUGGAUCCGGAUGUACGGUAUUUAUUUACUCCACCUGUUCGCGGCUUGAUCUGCGGUCGAAAAGGUAUCAAGAUGGUGAUUGGAAACCCUAGUACGGGCCAGUUCGUAACGUUACCUAGAAUCAAAACGAGGAAAAAAGAGAUUUUAUCUGUUUUUGGAUAUGAUCCAGUUAAUGAUGUAUACAAAGUGUUGUGCCUGACGGUGAUAACUCAACGUGGUAAUAUAGCUCGUGGUAUUAUAUCCCGUGAUUACUUUUUGGAGGAUGUUAUGGCGUGGGAGGCUAUUGUAUCCAAGGAACAUCAAGUCAUCACUGUUGGAGCUAAAAAUAAAUGGAGAAUGAUCGAGUGUAAGUAUCCACAUCGUCAUUAUGCUGGAAACCAUGGGAUAUGCAGGGACGGUGUUCUGUAUUACUUAGCUUCUUACAAACAAAAACGAUCGCUAAUGGGCUUUGAUCUGAGUACUGAAGAGUUUAAUGUUACUAAGCUACCCGACGAUUAUGAGCUACAAGAGUUUGGUAAUCUGGUGAAUCACAGUGGAAAGAUAACCAUAGCGACCCAGGUAAAUACCGGCGCAAUUGACCUAUGGGUUCAGGAUGAUGUCAACAAAGAAGUAUGGUCAAAAACUGCUUCUGUGGUUCCUUCUGUGGCUCAUAUAUGUGGGGCAAAUCAACGUUUAAUGUUCAGGGGUAUACUUCCUACUGGCGAGAUCAUAUUCGCACCGCUCCCAUCUCCCAACCCAUUCUUUUUUCUUUGCUACGAUCCCAAGGAAAAAAAGGUUAGACAAGUUGUGGUUGAUGGAAUUGGAGAUGACUCUGCUGCAAUCCAAGUCUUUUUCGAUCAUGUUGAGAGUUAUAUGGUUCUGUGAAAGGUAUGUUGAUCCCUCGAUGAUGCACGAACCUUCUUGUUUUUUCUUACUACUGGAAUUGUGACAUUUGAUCCACCAAUUUAUCCAGUCUUUUCAUCAGUGACGUUGUAUAUAUGCUUGUGGAUUAUAUAUGCAAGUAUGAGUUGAUUAUGCCCUUUUU
Molecule: messenger RNA, 1767 nt
Organism: Brassica napus (rape)
Lineage: Eukaryota; Viridiplantae; Streptophyta; Magnoliopsida; Brassicales; Brassicaceae
Product: F-box/kelch-repeat protein At3g04660-like
Exons: 1
Coding region: 417-1607 (396 amino acids)
Molecular function (GO): protein binding
Source: RefSeq, a predicted model, not a curated record